Columba livia (rock pigeon) is the source of this 2853-nucleotide messenger RNA. RefSeq names its product heterogeneous nuclear ribonucleoprotein R (gene HNRNPR). The record is from RefSeq and is a predicted model, not a curated record. The transcript is spliced from 11 exons. Gene Ontology annotation, molecular function: mRNA binding. Gene Ontology annotation, cellular component: nucleus; ribonucleoprotein complex. NCBI's taxonomy places the organism in Eukaryota, Metazoa, Chordata, Aves, Columbiformes, Columbidae. The coding region runs from base 201 to 2186 and encodes 661 amino acids.
GCCGGCUGGAAGGAGCUGCGCCAUUGGCUCCAGUGCCUCCCUCUCAUUGGUCCGCGAGAGGAAAGGCGCGUCCCGCCCCCCGCAUCUUAUAGGUCCUCCCGGCUGCUCGUCCGGAGCGUGAGGUUCUGAGUGGGUGAAGCGGCGGUCCCUGGAAACAGUUCCGGGAAACCCCGCGUGUUGCCGGGGUCGCGCCGCCGUCCAUGAGGAGAAGGAGGAGCGCGCGCCAUUUGCCGUCGCUGCUUCGGCCCGAGCUGCGCCGCGCAGGCCCCGCUCCGCCUAAUAGAAUGGCUAAUCAGGUGAAUGGUAAUGCGGUACAGUUAAAAGAAGAGGAGGAGCCCAUGGACACUUCCAGUGUAACUCACACAGAGCACUGCAGGACACUGAUACAGGCAGGCCUCCCCCAGAGCGUGGCAGAGAGACUUGAUGAAAUAUUUCAGACAGGCUUGGUAGCUUAUGUCGAUCUUGAUGAAAGAGCCAUUGAUGCUCUUAGGGAGUUUAAUGAAGAAGGAGCCCUGUCUGUGUUACAGCAGUUUAAAGAGAGUGACCUGUCGCAUGUCCAGAACAAAAGUGCAUUUUUAUGUGGAGUUAUGAAGACCUACAGGCAAAGAGAGAAACAAGGCAGCAAAGUGCAGGAGUCAACCAAGGGACCAGAUGAAGCCAAGAUUAAGGCUUUGCUGGAGAGAACCGGUUACACUUUGGAUGUGACUACGGGCCAGAGGAAAUAUGGGGGACCCCCCCCAGAUACCGUGUAUUCCGGGGUGCAGCCCGGGAUCGGAACUGAGGUUUUUGUGGGUAAGAUUCCCCGAGACCUGUAUGAAGAUGAACUGGUGCCACUGUUUGAGAAAGCCGGUCCCAUCUGGGACCUGCGCCUCAUGAUGGAUCCUCUCUCCGGGCAGAACAGAGGUUACGCCUUCAUCACCUUCUGCAGUAAAGACGCGGCGCAGGAGGCGGUCAAGCUGUGUGACAACUAUGAAAUCCGUCCUGGGAAGCACCUCGGGGUUUGCAUUUCGGUGGCAAACAACAGGUUAUUUGUUGGGUCAAUUCCAAAGAACAAGACUAAGGAAAACAUAUUGGAAGAGUUCGGUAAAGUUACAGAGGGUUUGGUGGAUGUAAUCUUGUAUCAUCAACCCGACGAUAAAAAGAAGAAUCGCGGCUUCUGCUUCUUGGAAUACGAGGAUCACAAGUCGGCAGCACAAGCUCGACGCCGACUCAUGAGCGGGAAGGUGAAAGUCUGGGGGAACGUUGUGACGGUGGAAUGGGCUGAUCCGGUGGAGGAGCCUGACCCCGAGGUCAUGGCCAAGGUCAAAGUUUUAUUUGUAAGAAACUUGGCCACGACCGUGACGGAAGAAAUUCUGGAGAAAUCCUUUUCGGAAUUUGGCAAGCUGGAAAGAGUAAAGAAGCUGAAGGAUUACGCGUUUGUUCAUUUUGAGGACAGAGGCGCAGCAGUGAAGGCUAUGAAUGAAAUGAACGGCAAAGAGAUAGAAGGGGAAGAAAUUGAAAUAGUGUUAGCAAAGCCGCCGGAUAAGAAAAGGAAAGAACGCCAGGCUGCCAGACAGGCCUCCAGGAGCACUGCGUACGAAGAUUAUUAUUACUACCCUCCGCCUCGCAUGCCACCUCCUCUUAGAGGCCGAGGCCGCGGGGGCAGAGGCGGCUAUGGCUACCCCCCCGAUUACUAUGGCUAUGAAGAUUAUUACGAUGAUUACUAUGGCUACGACUACCACGACUACCGCGGUGGCUACGAAGAUCCCUAUUACGGCUAUGAUGAUGGCUACGCUCUCCGAGGAAGAGGAGGAGGAGGAAGGGGUGGGAGAGGUGCCCCCCCCCCACCUCGGGGCCGGGGGGCACCACCCCCGAGAGGUAGAGCUGGUUAUUCCCAAAGGGGGGCACCCAUGGGACCGCCCAGAGGAGCGCGGGGGGGGAGAGGGGGCCCUGCGCAGCAGCAGCGAGGCCGCGGCGCCCGCGGGGCCAGGGGCAACCGCGGGGGCAACGUGGGAGGCAAGAGAAAGGCGGAUGGGUACAACCAGCCCGACUCCAAGCGCCGUCAGACCAACAACCAGCAGAACUGGGGCUCCCAACCCAUCGCGCAGCAGCCGCUCCAGCAAGGUGGUGACUAUGCGGGUAACUAUGGUUACAAUAAUGACAACCAGGAGUUUUAUCAGGAUACGUACGGGCAGCAGUGGAAGUAGACAAGUGAGGAGGGAUUUGAGAGGAUUGGAAACGUAGAAUUGGCUCUAGCUCCACAUCCUUCAAAAAAACCACCAAAAAUUGGCUUAAUGUCUCAUCCUUCGGUAGAGAUUGGCUGCCGUUUGUAUUGGGCUGAAGAAUCACUCUAUUGUGUAUAUACUCGAGUCUCUUAGUUUUCUUUUUUCCAUAACCGCACUUGGACAUUACUGGGCUUGCAGAAUUCCUGAACUCCAUACGGGGUUUUGACGCUUUUAUCAUUUUAGGCUUCAUUUUAGCAGUUUAAAAGCAGGAAUGGCACACUGUUCAAUCAUGAUUUUGCAGAACCUCUGGUUUUGGACAGUUUUUUUUUGGAUUUGGGAUAGACUACAUAGGAGUAUGCUGUACAUAAAAGUAAAAGCUAGUGCUUUGUCUUAGUAGUUUUAAGAAAUUACAACAAAUUAAGUUUUCUUGUAUUGAAAAUAACAUGAUUGUAUGUUUUGCAUUCCUAGAAGUAGGUUAACUGUGUUUUUAAAUUGUUAUAACUUCACACCUUUUUGAAAAUCUGCCCUACAAAAUUUGUUUGGCUUCAAACGUCAAAGCCGUGGCAAUUUGUUCCUUGAUGUGAUUGUAUUUCCAAUUUCUUGUUCAUGUAAGAUUUCAAUAAAACUCAAAAAUCUAUUCAAAACAUCA